AUCAGUGGCAGCUCUUCUUCAUUUCAGCUUUAAUGUUGCAUUAAUCACAUUUGCCUGGUGGCAUUCUGGUGGCCCAGCUGUCCAGCCCCACUGUGCCCCGCAGCAGACAGAGCAGGGCUCAGCAGCCCUUCGAAAGGGGGUGGGCUGGCAUCCACCCUACCAAGAUGGACAUGGGUUUUCACCAGUCAUCUCCAAAAAUGUGGUAGCAGAGUAGCUGGGCUCUUGAGAGAGAGCCCUCAGGAGCAGAGCAGGGCUCUGAGUUGGCACAGUGUGACAAGCCAGGCCAGAGCAGGGUUUCUGCAGGGGCAGGAGGUUCUGCUUGACUCGCCAACUUGGCCAAAAGCAAACCUGGUUUGUGCAAAUCCCUCCCUUUCAUAACCCAGUUGCUGCUGCACUUGAGAUGGGUGAGGAUUGCUUGCUCUGACUGCAGAGAUGAGCAUCCUGGACAGAAAAGCAAACAAGCCACACCCAAUCACCUAAAUUCAGCUUUGUAAUUAAAAAGGGAAGACAGAGCAGGCAACAAUUCGCAUGGCUACACCAGCAGGCUGGGACAGCAGUGCCUGGUGCCAUGCCCCAGGGACUGGCUGCAUUGGUGUGGUGCUGAGUGCGCACAGCUGGGUUUUCCCAGCAGGAUUUCCAGGGAAACAUGGGAGAGAGAGGAGCUGGAAAAUCCAUGGUCCCUGCUCCUGCACCUCCCAAAAUAAAUUUGUCUUGUCUAGGACCAGCUGAAACUGUUUCCUACUAUUGUUAAGGUAAUUGCCUGCAGGAGGGGAGGGAGCCCAAAGCCUGGAUGGAGCCAAGAGAGUGCAUCAGCAUCCAUGCUGGGAUGCAGACAGUACUUCCUUUGCCCUGCCCAGGACCUGCUAUGAUUGGAAGGACAGCCACAGGACUGGCAGCCAUCAGUUCCCCUGUUGCCAUGCUAUGACAUCACUGAAGACCUAAGAACCAGUGUGGGCUGGCAGGGCUGUGACACCAACGCUCCUUUCCUGUGUGGGCUGGGAUCCUCCAGCCCCAGGCAGUGCCACUGACCGGGGCACCCCUGGGACCCUCCAGAACACCAAGCACUCCUGUCCCAGCGGGCCGAAGCACCAUGUUCCUCUUCUCAAGAAAGUACAAGACCCCCAUCAGCACUUACACUGACCACUACCGCCCACCAUGCACCGUGAGGAAAACCAUCAACGACCGUGUCUAUUACAAGCUCUGGGACACAAACAAGUUUGUGACAAAGGGAUUAACAUUGAGCCGACAGGAAAACAUGACGACCCAAGGUGAGCCUGAGAAGUACUACCAGCAUGCCAACGACUCCGCUUCCCACUGGCCUGAGAAGUACUGUCUGACCAGGACUGAAGAGAAGUACAACCCAGUUGUUGUCAACGAGGACAAACAAAUCACCUGGAAAACAGGUCCAUACCACAGCACAACCUGGAAUAAGCAGACCUCUUACGUCAACCUGCAGCCCAAGGAGACAAGGGUGGAGACCUUCCUGCACGGUGUACCUGUGCCAUGCCCCUCGAAACACGUCUGCCUCGAUCGAUUUGAGAGGGAGGUGAUCACUGAAACAAUGCCUGUGGGCGCUGCAGUAAAGAAAGGACCCUUCCAGGGCCACUACAGUCUCUGCUCUGCACACCACUACUGCCCGCAAGGGAUGGAGUGCUACGUUGAUGGGAUUCCUGUCAUCAGAGGGCAUUUCCACACACCAGGAGAGAGGGCUGAGCAUUCAGUGCUGCAGAUACAGCCCCACAGCAAUCUUGUGUACCUCUACACGCCAACCCUAUCCACCUUCCACGUACACGAGCCCUAGGUGGGACUCAAGUAACUUCAGGAGUCAAGAGAAGCGGUUAUAUCAUCAACCCGGAGUUUAUAUCAGCGGCCCUCUCUGACCCCUAGCACUGAUGAAGAACAAAGAUGAGCUUUCAUUAAAACUAGCUCGAGUAACCAUUCCUCUCAAACCCUUUCCUACAGGCUACGGAAGUCCCCUGGGGGGUGGGGAUAAACUUUAGGGACUGCUGGCCUGGUGGGCACAUGAACAGCCCUCAGGGGCUGCCACUAUCCACCAGCUGGAGAACAAGAAAUCACGUAAGGAAAAGCUCUCAGAUCAUAGUAACAGAGCCAGAAAUAGAAGCAGACGCUGAUAUCCACAUUCAUCAGCUUCGUGCUGGGCCGCUUAGGACGUGCUUGCCUUUGCCAAGUUAUCCAGGAAGAGCUGCCAUCCAUCUGGGAUGCCGAGCACGGACACGGGCUAAAUAAGGAGGGGGAUUUGAAAGCGGUGGAUAAUUGAUGAAGGCAUGAAAUGCCCUUUACUGACUAAGACCUGGGAGCACAGCAAUCAGCAGGGAACGCCACCCAGAGCCUUCCACGUGGGCUGUGGAACACAAUGCUGUGGUCCCCACGGGAGGAAUGCUCCAGUACGGAGCCAUAUGGGGCUUGUGGGGCAGCACCCAAACCCCACUUAGGGCAGGAAAAAAAUACAUCCCCACCCAAAAGCAUCCCAGCACAGCCCCAUCAGUGCCAAACCCCAAGUGCCCCCAAGGGUACCCGACACCUCCAAGUGCUCCCGGGCAUCCCCAGCGCCCGGAGCGGCCCCGCUGGCUGCAGGCGAGGGAUUGAUGAGGGAAAGCAGACAAGGGGGGUCAGAAGUGUGCAUUAGAGCUUGGCGUUGUUCACCUUGAAGACCUUGGAAGUUGAUUAGGAAGGCGCCAGCGAGCAGCAGUUCACUGAUAAGUGGGCAUUGGAAUGCAGAAAGCUGCUGCAUUUGGUUCAGGAGUUUGAAAACAGCCAGAGGAGACUGAGUCUGCGCAAAGUUCAAAGAGAAAAAUAUUCAUCCCGAGGAAGACUUCCUACUUCAUCCCUAAGACCCCGGCCCACGACCAUAAGGAGGCACUACGCAGGCACAAGGCUGGAGCGAACUUUCCAGAAGUAAUUAUAAUACCAAGCAGGGAAAGGGUGUGAAUAUGUAGUAGGCGCUUAUACCUAUGCAUGUCUUUACACUAUAAGUAGCUGCUUGU
This is a messenger RNA of Cuculus canorus (common cuckoo), 3005 nucleotides long. It is a transcript of the gene SPMIP6, whose product is annotated as chromosome Z C9orf24 homolog. The record is from RefSeq and is a predicted model, not a curated record. Bases 1091 to 1801 code for a protein of 236 amino acids. Gene Ontology annotation, molecular function: alpha-tubulin binding. Gene Ontology annotation, cellular component: manchette; perinuclear region of cytoplasm. The transcript is spliced from 7 exons. NCBI's taxonomy places the organism in Eukaryota, Metazoa, Chordata, Aves, Cuculiformes, Cuculidae.